UUGACACUUCCCCAUUGCGACCAAUAAUGCUGUGGAUACUCUAGUGUCAGGUAUGUCGCUGUCAGCAAAUGGUUUCCAAUCCUCCGGCACCUGCGGAGGCUCCUGAGGCCUACUUCUUCCCCCUCCUCGCCAGAUUGAGGGAUAUAUUUAAAGGCUCCCAAACGGCAUUCCCUCGUUCAAUUCCUUCUAUUCCUCUCACAUAUUUCCCUUUACCAUCGCCUCACAUUUCUCGUCCCCCACAACACCUAUCUAUCUACGAUGUCGUACUACGGCGAGCAGCGCCCCCCGUAUUACGGCGGCGGUGCCCCUCCUCAAGCCCCAUAUGGACAGCCUCAGUAUGAGCGUCCUCCAUAUGACAACCGUCCGCCAUACGAGCAGCGCCCUCCCUAUGACCGCCCCCCAUACGAGAGACCUCCGUACGAACAGCCUCCUCCCGACCAGCGCCCUCCGUAUGACAGACCACCAUCGGAACGCCCACCUUACGAGAGACCCCCAUACGAGUCAGACCGUUCCUUCGAUUCUCGCCCCCCCUACUCUGCACCACCUUCGGCCCGCCCUCCUCAGAUACCCCCGCCGCCUCUUCCCGUCGGCUGGGUCCAGGAAUGGGAGCCCAACGCCCGUCGUGCUUUCUGGGUCGAGGUCGCUACCGGUAACUCACAGUGGGAGCAGCCGUUUGGCGACGGCUCGCGUGAUAUGGGUCCCCCCGGCGGACCUCCCGCUAUCAUGAGCCCCCCUCCUUCAGGCCCCAUCAGCCCUCCUCCCCCCGGCCCUUACUACGGCGCUCCCCCGCCUCAGGACGGAGGAUAUUACCCUCCUCCCCAGCAGGGUGAUUACAAGAGCCCAGAAGAGAGAAAGAAGGAGGACCGGAAGAAGAUGAUGAUGGGAGCUGCGGCUGGUUUGGCCCUUGGCGGUGUUGCCGGAGCUGUCCUCCAACACGAAUUCGGUGAAUCUUCCGAGUCCGAAAAAGAGGAAGAGGAAGUUGAGCAUAAGGUCGUGGAGCAGCACAUUUACCACCAUUACGAUGAGGGCGAGCGUGAAGCCUACUCUCCCCCCGCGGAUGACUGGUAGUGGGGUAACGGAUGAUGAGCUGGCAUUUUUUUUCUUUCGUAUUUCUAGAAUGGGACUUUUGCAUUAGUUCGGGUUCGUUUUAGCCACAAUGGGUUCGGGUCUUGGUUUAAGGCCUGCAGUAAAUUAUUCCCAAAAUUACACCCUUUAAUCUGGAUUGAUUCCUUCAUAUCUCUCAUUGAAAAGUGCUGUCAAUCGUAACAUCAACUGGUUGGGGAGCUCGUAGGGCUCGUGGUAUGGAGAAGCCAUCCCUAUGUGUCGCUUUUUUGAGAUGCCUUAAUACUCAG
Molecule: messenger RNA, 1352 nt
Organism: Aspergillus alliaceus
Lineage: Eukaryota; Fungi; Ascomycota; Eurotiomycetes; Eurotiales; Aspergillaceae
Product: WW domain protein
Exons: 3
Coding region: 259-1068 (269 amino acids)
Molecular function (GO): protein binding
Source: RefSeq, a predicted model, not a curated record